This is a messenger RNA of Xyrauchen texanus (razorback sucker), 3148 nucleotides long. RefSeq names its product secretogranin-2-like. NCBI's taxonomy places the organism in Eukaryota, Metazoa, Chordata, Actinopteri, Cypriniformes, Catostomidae. The record is from RefSeq and is a predicted model, not a curated record. The transcript is spliced from 2 exons. The coding region runs from base 244 to 2175 and encodes 643 amino acids.
UGUGUGUGAGAGAGAGAGAGAGAGUGCGUAAGAGAGAGAGAGAGAGAGAGAGAGAGAGGUUUCGCAUCUGUUGUUUCAGUGACGCACGAAUCAAGUGGCAUUUAUUUUAACGGGCGGAGCUGUCCAUGGUGCUGAUAUUCCGCUCUCGAGUUCACGGUGCAACACAGAGAUCAACACAGCGAGAGCGACGCGCAGCGCACUCGCGACUCUCCGUUAAAACAGACCGAAAGCAAAAGGUAAAUCAUGCCUUCACCAUCUAGAUGCUGUGUGACAUGGGUGUCCAUCCUUCCCUCCCUCCUCCUUCUACUUCCCUUUUUCCUCUCUUUCGUUUUUGGAGUUCAAGGGGCAACAUUAAGAGAGUAUCUCCUAAGUGGGAGUGAACCCGCCUCCUAUGGAUCUAUGUCCCAACUUCACCCUUCUCCAAGUGCAGAGAUGCUCAGAGCUCUACGCUACAUCCAAAGCCUUAGCCAGCGAACCCCACCCAAACCCCUCGCCGAUGAUCAACAGCCAACCACCGCAGACCAUGAAUCAGAUGAAAUGGAGAGCAUCCGUUCAAUGCUACAACUGGCAUCCCCUGCCUGGAGUUCCACAGGAAUGGAUAGAGGCAUGGACGAGAAAGAGGAAGACAAGAAGGAGGACAAUACUCAAGAGUGGCUCCAAGCGGUGCUUACAGCACUGAAAGAGACUGAAGAGCAGUCCCCCCAAAAGUCAUCCCAGAAAGUCAUUACGCAUGCCUCAUCACGGUCACGCCCUCGCUAUGCCAUCCACUCUCUUCCAAGACCAAAACAACAAUUAGAGGUGGACACCUCUGUAGAGAAUUAUGGGAGGAACUCAUUUGCCAAUCCUGGCAGCCGGAGACCACACAGGCAGUACUCACUCAUGUUUGAGGAUGCGGGCCAAGAACAGCCGCUCAAAAGGACCAAUGAGAAUGCAGAAGAACAGUACACACCCCAGAAACUAGCCACCCUUCAAUCGGUGUUUGAGGAACUGAGUGGAAUGUCUGCUUCCAAGGCUGCUUCCAAGGCCAACAGCAAGCGGGAAAGUGCUGAGGCCAACACUGCUGAUGACGAUGAAGACGAUGAUGAUGACUUGUACAGGCAGAGGAAAAUGGCCUUGGAGGAUUUCAUGGGAACAGAUGAAUUGGCACCUCUAGAAGAACAAUUAGAGACUGAAGAACGUGAGAGGCACGGGUUUACUCGCAACCUUGAGGACGAUGAUCAGGAGGAGGAAGAUGAUGAUGUCAAAAGAUCUAACCAAUCUGAUUGGUUUCAGACAGAACAAGAGGACCCUGAAGACAUUGCAAAGCUUGUGGACUCCUAUCUAUUGAAAGUUCUAGAAAAGAAAGAGCAGGAGGAACAGAAAAGGGAAGAGACAAACAAGAGGGAACAACAGGAAGAAAGUGACAGGGAGGUGGAGAAAAAAGAUGCCAAUGAAGAAGAGGAGAGGGAUGAAGACGAGAGCGACAUUAAUCCCAUGCACAGUACAUUUCCCCAGUCUCUCUCUCAGCUAAUCAGAAUCUCGCAAAAGCUCCAAAUCACACCGGAGGAAGUCCUAGACCUUUUUCAAAACGAGAAGCCAAAAGAUUUCUUCAGAAUACCUUUAGAGUCACGGACACCCCCACGCACCUACACCACCACUCACGAUGACAUGAUUGCUGCAGUACCACACAGACGACCUCUCAAGACAUCGGAGAGCAACAGCGUUGCACAAGACAUCUUGAAAAUGCUUGAGCUGGCGAGUGCAGCGCUGCAAAACGACAAACUCCAGCAAAGACCAAUGCAACCGAAAACAUUGCAUUAUUAUGAGAAGGAACGAGAUCUCCCGGAGUAUGUGUUCCCAGAAACGAGCAGGGAUGAUUAUGACGACACCGUGGGCGAAGAAGACGAACUCGCCAAUUACUUGGCCUCGGAGAUGUUUGCGAAAGGACCGAGGCGCGAGCGUCUGAUGCCCUCAAUUGACGAGGAACUAUCAAUGUAUGGAAAGCUUGAACGUGCUGCCCAGGACUACUUUGAUAAAAGCGUUCCUGAAAAGAGACCGGUGGAGCAUGAGGGAGCGGCCACAGGCAUAAAUGAUGACACAAUGCUUAAAAUUCUGAGGUACCUUGACCCGGAAAGCGACAAUGACAACAAAACGGACUCUGAGGGAGAAACUGUUCCUAAAUAUGUAGACAUGUAGAUACAGAUUAUAAUCAUUGUUUGAAGUUUGAAUUGUCAUAUAAUAAAGUAUUUUGAAAGAAAAUAUAUAUUCAGCAAUUGCGUUAGUCAAUGUAGUGCUACACAUUUUCUCUUUGUAUCCUCUAGAGCAGAAAAAAAAGCAUUUUAGUAAACCCAAAUAAUUUUCAGUAGCGAUACGAAUAGCUUAAAUAGUAGCCAGCUUUACCUUUUAAAACAUGUGAACAAACACAGAUUCUUUCUCUAAUACGGUACGUGUCCACUGGUACAAGCUGAGCGGAGCUUAGCAGUCAUUUUCAAUUAAUCUCAAAGAGAACUGAGUGAUAUGCUUGCACGAGGGAUUGUGGAAUUAGCAGCAAACCAGAGUCAGUGUUGAGAAAUUUAGAAAUAUGUAUGAUAUAAUAUAGGAAAACUAUAGGAUAUAGUAUAGUAAUAUUGGAGAAGAGGAAUAUGCAUACUUCCCUCCUAUAUUGUAUGCCAAAAGCAGUGUCAAUGGAAUACGGUGUCCGAAUUCUCAUUCAAAAAACACUAGGCGAGAAAUACUCAGAUGACAUGCUAUAUCAGGAGAGAUCCUGAAGUGCUCUGCUAAGUUUGGAAUGUCAUAUUAACAUACUACUCUCACGUUUUACCAUACUACUCUCACUAUUUACCAUACUACUCUUACAUACUACUCUCACUAUUUACCAUACUACUCUAACAUACUACUCUCACUAUUUAUCAUACUACUCUCACUAUUUACCAUACUACUCUAACAUACUACUCUCACUAUUUACCAUACUACUCUAACAUACUACUCUCACUAUUUACCAUACUACUCUAACAUACUACUCUCACUAUUUACCAUACUACUCUAACAUACUACUCUCACUAUUUGCCAUACUACUCUAACAUACUACUCUCACUAUUUGCCAUACUACUCUAACAUACUACUCUCACUAUUUGCCAUACUACUCUAACAUACUACUCUCACUAUUUAC